This is a messenger RNA of Aphanomyces astaci, 336 nucleotides long. RefSeq lists its product as hypothetical. The record is from RefSeq and is a predicted model, not a curated record. Lineage: Eukaryota; Oomycota; Saprolegniomycetes; Saprolegniales; Verrucalvaceae. The transcript has 2 exons. The coding region runs from base 1 to 336 and encodes 111 amino acids.
AUGCAACGCCUGCUGCGGUUCUCUACGGCGGCGGUGGCGCCGUCCAAGCGCGUGCGGCACAUCCCGGCGCAGAUGCAGUUUACAUGCGAGGGGGAAACCACACCAGGGAAUGCCACGGCGCUACUUGGGUUCUUGGAGUACAACAUCCAGGGGACGACGAUGGACAUGUGGCGAACGUUUGUGGAUCCCGCGGGACGAGGGCAAGGAAUCGCCAAGCUAUUGUGCGACGAAGCGUUUGAAUAUGCCAAGACGAACGAAUUGGAAGUCGUGCCUUCCUGCUCGUACAUUCGACACACCUAUUUGAAGCCAUCCCCAACGAAGCGAAAAGCCCCGUAA